Messenger RNA from Naegleria lovaniensis, 2493 nucleotides. RefSeq lists its product as uncharacterized. The transcript has a single exon. Bases 1 to 2493 code for a protein of 830 amino acids. The record is from RefSeq and is a predicted model, not a curated record. NCBI's taxonomy places the organism in Eukaryota, Heterolobosea, Eutetramitea, Acrasida, Naegleriidae.
AUGAAUACCAACAACAAUCAUCAAUCGCUCACCAUGCUUCUCAUGGACAACAACAACAACAACAACGCCACUCCAGGAGCUGACCAUACUAGUAACAAUAGUACAAUCAACAAUUCUUUGAUAUUGAAUCAUUCGUCUGCAUCAUCAGUCCUCAAUAAUCAAAGUUCCAUGAUGGUUGACUCAAAUCUCGUCAUGCAAAUGAUGCGACUCAUGAUGAAUGAACCACCGUCCUCUUCUUCGAAUACUGGUAGUGGAACCAAUAACAACAAUUCAUCAUCCUCGAACCUUCUUCAACAUGCAUCACCAUUACAACAAGGAGGAUUCUCCAUGUCGUCCAAUCAUCAUCAUUCCUCGCCAACACUUUGUUCUCAAGCGACACCGCCACCACCACUAUUGGAUGUUUCUCAAUUUCAACAACAAUUGGCUCAAGUCAUGGCUGUUUGUUCAUCUUCUUCACAGCAACAACAGCAGCAGCCACAGACUCAACAAGCACUCUCCAUCCUAAUGAUGGCCAAUAAUAGUGGUAAUCAUAAUAGUGUAAUGAAUGGUCCUACUUCUCAACCUCCAUCCUCACAUACAACUUCACCCAAUCCGAACACUACUACCCUUUCUGGUGGUUCGACUCCAAUGCCAUGCACAGAAUGGAGCGCGCCUUCUCAUUUACAACAAGCGUGUUUGAUGGCGGCAAAAAAUAAUGACCCGAAUGCAGCUGCAGCCUUGUUGCAACAACUCUUGAUGGCCAAUGGGAAUCUUACUCCGAAUCAUAUUCGAGGAACAGGAGCAGGAGGAGGUGCUUCUGUGGUGGGUGGUGGUGUUGGUAGCAACUCGGAUCCUACUACGGUCUUGAUUUCUCCAAACAAGCAGCAGGCGCGGUUGAAUACAACUACUCCCAAUCAUCUCCAAGUACCAUCUCAACAACAACCAUCCAUGGUUGAAAGUCCAGGAAGUUUGAGCUCCAUGACUGAGAUGGAACAAACGGCGAAUAGUAUUCAUGUAUUUAUCAAGAAAGGUUUCCCACCAAGAAAGAAGGGCAAUCAUUUGACCUCGGAACAACCUUGGCAUCGAUUGGCCAAUCCACAGAGCAUUCAUACUCAGUCUCCCAAUGUUGGAUCGCAACUUUCCAAAUUGUCAGAAAAAUCGACAUGUAAAAUUGGAACGGAUUGCUACUAUUACUUGUUAUUGGUACUGCCAAGUAAAUAUUAUAGUCUUUCAGACUUGGAAUUUCAACUCGAGGAAGAAACAAAGGAUGACAACGAGUCGCUUUCGAAGGCUUCCAAGAAAAAAGCUUCACCUAAAAAAAAGAACACGCAACCACAUGUGGAGAUGAAGAUACGAGGAAAGGAUCUUUCUGCAACGACCAAGUUUAUGGGAAAUGGUCACAGGAAUGGUCUGCCACAACAUGCUUCUCCCUCCACAGAUUCAGCGAACUCGAACAUUAUUGCAAUUUUUGAAAUUUUGGCCAACAAGAAGAAAAAUAAGGCAAAGGGCGACAUUUACUACAAUGCUUUACUGAAAUGCAAGAAGGAAAAACUUGUCACCAUGUACAUUGACAUUCAUUCAUCAUGUGAAACUGCUAAUCAUGACUUGGAAGAGAGUAGUGAUGUGUUAGACUUGUCCAACAACCAUGAAGCAGCCUCAUCUGACAGCACCUCAACGUCUACCAUCAAAAAGAGAAAGAAAAACGACGAUGAGAAUGAAAUGGAAGAUGAUGACGAUGAUGAAAAUGCUACCUCUGAAGUUGGCCAACCACAAGCAGAAAGCUCACGAAAACGUUCCAAGUCCUCAUCCAUUCCAUUACAAAAUGUCAUGAAAGAAAAGGCAGCACAUCCACCAACACUAUUCGAUCAACUCAAACAAUGGAUUAUUGUGACAGUAUUUCAUCAGAGCAUUACUGUGGACUUGUCCAAAUUUCCAAAUUUUGCAUUCCCUAAAGAGUUGUCACCCAAUGAACAAUUCUUGCUCUACGUAGACGUUCCAACACAAUUGUCUGAGAAUCAUGAUAUUUGUUUCAAAAUUCUUGAUUUCCACACUCAACAAGAGUUGACAUUUGCAGGAGAGCAAUGGAUUGACACCAAUGUUGUCAAUUGUUGUAAUUUCAAUAUUCAAGCUUCAUUAAUGUCCCUCCAUGUAGAAUAUGCCAUCUCGUUUAGAGACAUUAAUCAUGAUCGACCACUUGUAUUUAUUGUGGCACUUAAGGAUAAAAAGACAGAGGUUGAGAGAAUUAUCUAUAAUGGAACACCUUUCAAUAUCAAGAGAAGUGUCUCACAGGAAAUUGAUUGUAUUGAUGAAUUGGGAAUUUCUGCAAUUCAAUGUCCUGGAUUUGAUGCUUCUACAAUUGAAAACAGCACUAUUGCUGAAAUAUUUGAUGAAAUUCCAACUGUGAAUGGAACCAGUGGCACCGCCAAUUCCGACUCGUUUUUCGCAUCAUUUAACAUGGUCUCUGAAUCUGAGAAUAUUUUAGAGGAUGAGUUUGAGAGUUUGUUUGGUCAAUGA